Molecule: messenger RNA, 2237 nt
Organism: Antechinus flavipes (yellow-footed antechinus)
Lineage: Eukaryota; Metazoa; Chordata; Mammalia; Dasyuromorphia; Dasyuridae
Gene: AHCYL2
Product: adenosylhomocysteinase like 2
Exons: 16
Coding region: 348-2237 (629 amino acids)
Biological process (GO): L-methionine cycle
Cellular component (GO): cytosol
Source: RefSeq, a predicted model, not a curated record
UUGCGGACCAGUCGGCUCUUUGCGCGCGCAGAGCACGUCGGGGACUGAGGUCCCGCCGUCCCUUCUUUGGCGCGUGGAGCCCAGGGCAAGCGUACUACAAGUCCCGUGACGCCGCGCGAGCGAGGAGCGGGGGUGGGGCUGGGAGCCGGGGUGAGGGUGGAGUGGGGUGGGAGGAGAGUGAGGGAGGCGGAGGCGGAGGAGGAGGAGGACCGGGAGUGGGAUGGGGGAGGGGAGGAGGAGAGGGGGGCGGGGCCGAGCGGGAGCCGGAGUCUGAGGCGGCAGUGGUGGUGGUGGCGGCGGCGGCAGCGGUAGCGGCAGCGGCAGCAGCGAGAGUAGCGGGGACGGCGAUGUCUGUGCAGGUCGUGUCAGCAGCUGCUGCCACCAAGGUGCCUGAGGUGGAGCUGAAGGACCUAAGUCCCCCGGAUCCCGAACCGCAGCUCGGGAUGAGCGCGGCGGCCGUGGCCGCCAUGACCCCUCCGGCGGGCGCUGGGGACCCUGAAGCUCCGGCCCCGGCUCCGGCCCCAACCUCGGCCCCGGCUCCGGUUCUGGCUCCGGCUCCGGCUCUGGCCCCGGCCGCGGAGCGCCCUCCGGCCCCCGGCCCCGCCGCUCUCAGCCCUGCCGCCGCCCCGCCCGCCGGGAAGGUGCCGCAGGCGUCGGCCAUGAAGCGGAGCGACCCGCAUCACCAGCACCAGCGGCAUCGCGACGGCGGCGAGGCCCUAGUCAGCCCCGACGGCACGGUCACCGAGGCGCCACGCACCGUCAAGAAGCAGAUCCAGUUUGCUGACCAAAAGCAAGAAUUCAACAAACGUCCCACCAAGAUUGGACGCCGUUCUCUCUCCCGGUCCAUCUCUCAGUCAUCUACUGAUAGCUACAGUUCAGCGGCUUCAUAUACAGAUAGCUCUGAUGAUGAGACUUCCCCACGGGACAAACAGCAGAAGAACUCCAAAGGUAGCAGUGACUUCUGUGUCAAGAACAUCAAACAGGCAGAGUUUGGCCGGCGAGAGAUUGAGAUAGCAGAGCAAGAGAUGCCAGCAUUGAUGGCUUUGAGGAAGAGAGCUCAGGGAGAAAAACCUUUGGCUGGAGCCAAGAUUGUGGGCUGCACUCACAUCACUGCUCAGACCGCGGUACUCAUGGAGACACUGAGUGCUUUAGGGGCUCAGUGUCGGUGGGCUGCCUGCAACAUCUACUCUACCCUCAAUGAAGUGGCUGCUGCCCUUGCAGAAAGUGGAUUCCCUGUCUUUGCGUGGAAAGGAGAAUCAGAAGAUGACUUCUGGUGGUGCAUUGACCGCUGUGUGAAUGUAGAGGGGUGGCAGCCCAACAUGAUCCUGGAUGAUGGAGGAGACCUAACCCAUUGGAUUUAUAAGAAGUAUCCCAACAUGUUUAAGAAAAUCAAGGGUAUAGUAGAAGAGAGUGUUACAGGAGUUCACAGGCUCUACCAGUUAUCCAAGGCUGGGAAGCUGUGUGUGCCAGCCAUGAAUGUCAAUGAUUCAGUCACCAAACAGAAGUUUGACAAUCUCUACUGCUGUCGGGAGUCCAUUCUUGAUGGGCUUAAAAGGACAACAGACAUGAUGUUUGGUGGGAAGCAAGUGGUAGUCUGUGGCUAUGGAGAGGUGGGGAAAGGGUGCUGUGCCGCCCUGAAGGCCAUGGGUUCCAUAGUGUAUGUGACUGAGAUUGACCCCAUCUGUGCUCUGCAGGCCUGCAUGGAUGGAUUUCGACUUGUGAAACUGAAUGAGGUCAUCCGGCAGGUGGACAUUGUCAUCACUUGUACAGGUAAUAAGAAUGUGGUGACAAGAGAGCACUUAGAUCGCAUGAAGAACAGCUGCAUCGUUUGUAACAUGGGACAUUCCAAUACUGAGAUUGAUGUGGCAAGUCUUCGAACCCCAGAACUGACCUGGGAGCGGGUGAGAUCUCAAGUUGAUCAUGUAAUCUGGCCAGAUGGAAAGAGAAUAGUGUUAUUGGCAGAGGGCCGCCUGCUGAACCUGAGCUGCUCUACAGUGCCUACAUUUGUGCUCUCCAUCACUGCCACUACUCAGGCUCUGGCUUUGAUAGAGCUUUACAAUGCCCCAGAAGGACGCUAUAAACAGGAUGUCUACCUGCUACCCAAGAAAAUGGAUGAGUAUGUGGCAAGUCUUCACCUGCCCACCUUUGAUGCACACCUGACAGAGCUGACAGAUGAGCAGGCCAAGUACCUGGGCCUCAACAAGAACGGACCCUUCAAACCUAACUACUACAGGUGA